Molecule: messenger RNA, 777 nt
Organism: Rodentolepis nana
Lineage: Eukaryota; Metazoa; Platyhelminthes; Cestoda; Cyclophyllidea; Hymenolepididae
Source: the annotation of a GenBank genome assembly
AUGUCAACAGAUAAAGUUAUUCCACCCGAACUCGAGAAAAAAUAUGUUCAUGAAAUAUACGAUUCGAUUGCCGAAUCUUUCAGUGCUUCCCGUUAUGCUCCCUGGCCGGGAGUGAUGAAAUUUCUCCAAAGCCUUCCUCCUGGUGCUUUUGGUGCAGAUAUUGGUUGUGGCAAUGGGAAAUAUUUAGUUGCCGUUGAUAAAGAGAAACUUCCUCUUGCCCCCCUUCUUGCUUCCGAUUCGAGCAUAAAGUUGCUCGAAUUGGUCAGAAAACGGGGGUUUGACGCAGUUGCUUCCAAUAUUCUAGCUCUUCCUUAUCGACCCGAAUCUCUAGACUAUUUUAUUUGCGUUGCCGUAUUGCAUCACCUGUCGACACCAGAGCGCCGCUUAGAGGGAAUUAUUUCAAUGAUGAAAAUGCUCAAAAUUGGCGGUCUUGGUUUGAUUCAAGUAUGGGCAAAGGACCAAAGCUGGAAAGGUCAAUGUGCGACAUAUGUGAAGAAGAGCGAUCUUGAAGAGAAUGUUCUUGAUGGCAAAGUCAUUCCCGGUGGAGGUAUUUUGCCCGUUCAGAAACCACGAACUCCUUUUGUUGCACCAGACAUUCUUUUACCUUGGAAAGCCGCCAAGCAGGAAGAUGAAAUAUUAGUUCGUUACUACCAUCUGUUUGAAGAAGGCGAACUGGAGAAGCUAAUCGCAUCAGUACCGUCCCUUGAACUUAUUGAGUGUGUCUACGAACAAGGAAAUUGGUCGGCAAUCGUUCAAAAAAUCGGAACUAAAACCUGA